Molecule: messenger RNA, 3753 nt
Organism: Symbiodinium natans
Lineage: Eukaryota; Dinophyceae; Suessiales; Symbiodiniaceae
Source: the annotation of a GenBank genome assembly
AUGGCUGGAAGAUGGUCAGCCCCAGCAGAGGUCGGGCGUUUGGACUCGGUGGUCGCGGUGCGGCAAGCCAGGCUUUCCCUGGACGGUGCCAGGGUCGGCUUUCGCACCCAGGGCGUCCAGCUUCGCGCAGGCGUCACCUCGGUGAUUCUGACGGAUGAUGUACCAACAGGGAGGGCAUUCUCCCAAGAGAACCUGCAAAUCGAGCCGAGCAAUGUGCAGACGUGGACCGCCACGUCUGCUCUCAUCAUUGCCGAGGUCGUAGGAACCGGAGUUCUUGCGCUUGGCGGUCAAAUGGCAACUGUCGGCUUGGUUUUUGGCUUGGCUGUGCUAGUGGCAUGCUACCCGCUCAACCUUUUCACUGCUCUGCUUCUGUGGCAGGUGCACGAAAAGCUUCCCCAUGUGGUUACACUUGGUGAUGCACUGGCAGUUCUGGUGGGUCCCCGAACUGGAAGGUACGGCUACUUUGUUCUGUACACGUACAUCUUCAUGACCAUGGCCAACUACAUGAUUGUCCUUGGAGAUGCAGUGAGGUCUUGCUUGUAUGCAGUAGAAGUUUCUCGACCAACAGCAUGUUUUCUUGGCGCCCUGCUUCUCCUGCCUCUGAACCAGUUUCGAACCCUAUCCGGUCUCUCCAUACUGAGCCUGAUAUCCUUCGCCACCGUGUUGGCAACCUUGGUGUUCUGCCUUUGGACCUUGCUGACGACACCAACAUGUGAGGAGGGAGGUGAAGGAGGCGACAGCUACACGCAGUACAGCUCGGCCAUCUCGGGCUUUGUUUUUGCAUUCGCAGGGCAGCAUAUUAUGCUGGAAAUGCAAGUUGAGAUGAAGGAGCCCGCCGACUUUCCCAAAGCAGUCUGUUUGGCUUUCUCUGUUCUUUUUGUUGUCUACAUGGUGGUCUGUAUACUUGCAUUCCGCGCCUGUGCGGAGAACACUCCUGGCAACAUCCUGCUGGUCCUACCCUCUGAUUGGCGGAAAGGCACCUGCGGUGCCUUGAUGGUCAUUCACCUACUUGUAACCUACACCAUAUCGCAGCAGGUGCUCAACAGAGCUGUCUGCCUGUUCCUUAUGCCCUCGGCACUGGGCGUGGGGGGCUCUGCCCGAGCAAAAUGGUUUGGGAUUACAACCGCCUUCAUGAUGGCGUGCUGCCUAGUGGCUAACUUGGUUCCGCUCUUCCAGGACUUCGUGAACUUGACAGGUGCUCUGCUUUCGACGCAGUGUGUCUUCAUCUUGCCUGGAGUAUUAUCAGCCGUUUCUCAGGAGAGGCAAUGGCUACGUGCAUGCUCAUGGUGCACCGUAGUCUUUGGACUCUACUUGGCUGUUUCGGGCACAAUCUGCAGCACUGCGGUGAUUCUGCGCAAGCUUGUGACGCUUUGCGCGAGAUGCUUCAUGCCGAUUGGGGAGACGGCCUACGAGGGGAAGGCCAAGAGCACGUGCGUCCACCCCGAGUGUUGUGCACAGGUGAUGAUUGAGGAGAUGCAGGAUCAAGAAGCCGGCUUCCUGCAGGAGCAGCGUGAGAAGAAGCAGAAGAACCGUGCAGAGCACGACAUUGGCUGGUCGAUGUCGCUCGUCCCUUCCAGUGCACCGCUGGCGGAGCAGCUGGGCUUCGGCGAGCUUAGGGGCCUGACGUGCCUCGUCUGGGACGAGGCGGCCCGCACCGUGCGUGCGGCGCCAACGGCGGAGCCGGCGGCGGCCGUGAACUUGGAGUACCUUGCGCUGGCUCUCAAGGUGCGUCGGGAGUCACGCCGGGAGCCCCUUUUCUCGCUGGAUCCCGUGGAUCCCAAGAACGUGGAGACCACAACGCAGAAGAAGCGCUUUGAGCCCGAGUGGCUUGCAGGGACCAGCGUUGGGGACGUGAUGUUCCAGGCCGACUAUUUCCUGAAGGAGCUAGCUCUGGGAGAAUACACGAUGCCCGUUGUGGGCAUGCUCAGCGUCUUCGACUGGUCCGAGGCCAUGGGGAUGCAGGAUCAGCCUUGGGCCGGGCGUGAGUGGUUCGUUGUGAAGAAGGCUGAAGUCCACAUGGCCGCCGACAAGACACUGGUGCCCUGCGUGAAGAUGGGCGUGGAGGCGAGAGAGCAAGUGGUAACGGAUGACGGGCUGAAGGAUGUGGCCAUCACGAGCCCCACGCACCCUCUCCGACGCUUCGCAGAUGCCUUCACGCGUAACUUCGACCUCAUUGCAGAGAGGAAGUCCGUGAUCUUCCACCUCCGCGAGCUGGCGAAGGCGUCCGUGAUCGCCAAAUUCCUCGUGGACACUGGAGCUCGCAUCGAUGAAGGCUGGGCGACCGCGGCGGACGAGAUCGUGGCGAAUACGGCCCCUGAGCUCCAUCCGGAGAUCCCGCAGCUCUGGAACAUGAGGGGAUUAUCUCGCAUACGCCUGGAGCAUGGCAAGAUUGUGGACAUGGAGACAGGGUGCGUGUCGAACCUUCAUGCCAUCUAUGGCGGCGUUGAGUUCGGCUUGGAUCGGUUCGAGCUGGCGCAGCGCCAUGCGCUUCGACCCGGUGUGCCGGGGGUCUCCAUGCAGCAGGCGGGCUUGCAAGGCAUGCAGCUUGGCCCUUCUGGGCGCCCUAUGUUUAUGCCGCAGCGGUUCCAGCUGACUCAGCGCGGUGAGAUGCCCCAGGGCGUCGAUCUGGACCUCGAGAAGUUCAACCUCUCUGAGGUGGAAUCCUUUGCAUCGCUGCCAAAAUUGAGCUGCGAGUCUAACUCCGUAGAGGCAAGAGCCACCUCCGGCAAGGCCUUCCUGCAGAGCUUGCGCGAGGGCACGUACCGCACGAUCAAGGAGGAGGACCUGCGCCUCCUUCGGUGCAUGUUUAACCCCACGAUGGCCGACCGUCUCGAGGAGGGGGACGCCUUCAUCCCGCCGAACCCCAGUCUCUCUUAUGUUUCAAAGAUGCGGAGCCUGAUCAGUGAGGAACAGGCUCUCUUCAAGAAGAGGAAGGUCAGCUUCUGCGAUCGCUCGUUCGUGCCUGGCAACGCUGGCUCCGACUUCCCGCGCUCGUGGACCUCGGGCUUCAAGGUCGACAACGGCUGCUCCCCGGCAGCCUUGCAGGCGAUGAAGUCGGCGCUGGUGGAGCUCCAGGUCGAUGGAACCUUCCAGCAGGCGCUGUUGAACGACAUCCUGCCCACGGCUGCGCCAGAGUUCAACAAGACCACGGAGGAUGGGGCUACCUUCCGCAUCUACCGUCUUGGCAACUUGGAAGUACGCACCAUCCAGGAGCUUGGUGGGCCAGAGACUGUCGGUGUCGUCUUCUCCCUGCGCGCACCCUCCUGGAACCUGUCGAGUCGAGCAGGCAAGCCUGUGCGUGACGAGGAGAAGGUCGCGCGCGGGCAGAUUUAUGUCGAGGCCCUGGAUGCCGAGUCCGCACGCCAGCUCGACGGGAAAUGGUCCAGCAAGCGGCUGGACUACUGCCACUUCUACGUCGUCCUCGAGACGCAGGAUGGCAACGUCCUGGUGUGCGAGAAGUUUCCGGACGGCAGCACCAUUAUGGCCGUGAAUCCUCAAGGCGUGCAGGAUCGUAACUCCAUGGCAAAACUUCUUGCCUCCGCUGACGAGUGCGAGGCCAUGGAGGUGACGGUCGGCAAGGUGAAGCUGGUUCAGAUCAACCACCACCAUAAGGUGGCUGAGGGCGCCACGCCCUCCGUGCGCAAGCGCUUUGCCAAGGCUGUCUUCUCUAUGCUUCGGCGGCAGGCUGCGCCAAGGCGCGACCGAAGGCCCUACACGCGAAGGCCCAUCACCGGCGAGGGAUCCGUGCCCUGA